This is a messenger RNA of Solea solea (common sole), 3483 nucleotides long. It is a transcript of the gene dnajb1a, whose product is annotated as DnaJ heat shock protein family (Hsp40) member B1a. The record is from RefSeq and is a predicted model, not a curated record. Bases 631 to 1728 code for a protein of 365 amino acids. Gene Ontology annotation, cellular component: cytosol. Gene Ontology annotation, molecular function: Hsp70 protein binding; transcription corepressor activity. The transcript has 3 exons. NCBI's taxonomy places the organism in Eukaryota, Metazoa, Chordata, Actinopteri, Pleuronectiformes, Soleidae.
ACUUGUGCCCUCUGGUGGGCGCUAUAGUUACUUCAACCUGCUAACCUGCUAAACCUGCUGAACAAGCGGAAUAAGACACAAAGUCUGGUUGCGCAUUCACAUUGAAAUAAAAAAAGAAAAUCUAGGGUGGUGCGCCACACAUUUAAUGUAUCUAUACAUUAAUACUCCACUAAAAAGGCACACCUGCUAAGUAAUUUAUUGUGUUCCGGUGUCAGACAAAACCGGAAGUUGCUGGAAGUGCAUGCUCUCGACUCAGUAUUAAUGACAGGCAGCAGUGGCACCAUCUUCUUCCAGAAGUUUCUUCUUCUAGAAUUUCUGCUGCCCGGCGGUGACAUGUGGAUUUUGUGGUUCAGACACGACACGGUGUUUAAAGUUGUGUGUUUAAGUUAAUUAUUUUUAAAAAACCUUCGAAUUUUGUUGCUAAGUCUAGAGUUGAAUACUAUGGUAGUGACCAGCGAGGGAAGCUAACCUUUCCCGUUCGCUCCGCAGCCACUGCCUCGCAGAGGCGCACAUACAGCAGGGGGACACGCUGUGGACGUGUCGCUUUCACGGAGCAGAGAGAGCAGAGAGAGUACACGCUGCUUUGAAUGAUGCUUUAUGAAGCGAGGGGGGAAUUGACCUGUUAGUGUGAUGGGUAAAGAUUAUUACAAAGUGCUGGGGUUAGCCAGAGGUGCGUCCGAGGAUGAGAUCAAAAAGGCGUACAGAAAACAGGCCCUGCGCUUCCACCCGGACAAGAACAAGUCCCCCGGAGCAGAAGACAAAUUCAAGGAGGUCGCGGAAGCCUACGAUGUCCUCAGUGAUGCCAAGAAAAAGGACAUUUAUGAUCGCUUUGGAGAAGAAGGAUUAAAGGGUUCGGCUGGAGGUGGUGGUGGUGGUGGAGGAGGACACAGUCGUCCAAGCUACAACUACACCUUCCAAGGAGACCCUCACGCAAUAUUUGCCGAGUUCUUUGGAGGCCGCAGCCCAUUUGAUCAUUUCUUCUCACAGGAUGGGGAGAAUGAUAUGGACAACAAUGACCCCUUUACGCCGUUCGGCAUGGGAGGAAUGGGUGGCAUGGGAGGAAUGGGAGGAAUGGGAGGCAUGGGAAACAUGGGAGGCAUGGGAAACAUGGGAGGCAUGGGUGGGUUUCCCAGGUCCUUCAAAACUCACACAGCAGGUCCUCACAGAGCACGUGACAAGAAGAAGGACCCGCCUGUAUUGCACGAGCUGAAGGUGAGCCUUGAGGAGGUUUUCGCUGGCUGCACCAAAAAGAUGAAGAUUUCCCGCAAGAGACUGAACCCGGACGGCUGCACCAUGCGAAACGAGGACAAGAUUCUAACAGUCGACAUCAAACGUGGCUGGAAGGAGGGGACCAAAAUCACCUUUCCCAGGGAGGGAGAUGAAACUCCCUCCAACAUUCCUGCAGAUGUGGUGUUCGUGAUGAAAGAUAAACCCCACCCAGUGUUCAGAAGAGAGGGCUCGGACAUAAUUUACCCUGCCAAAAUAUCACUCAGAGAAGCGUUGUGUGGAUGCACAGUCAACGCCCCGACACUGGAUGGCAGGACCAUCACUGUGACCUCCAGAGACGUCGUCAAGCCUGGAAUGAAGAAGCGGAUUGUUGGAGAAGGGCUUCCAUUAUCCAAGCACCCGGAGAAGAGGGGCGACAUGAUCUUGGACUUUACUGUUAAGUUCCCAGACAAACUCGGGCAAAGCACACGUGAUGCACUCAAACAGAUCCUUCCACCAUGACUUGAGAAGAUGAAAAGUCUGUUAAUAUCGCCAGUGACGCUCUUUCUGCGUAUCGUCAUAUUUUGGCCUGAAGAGUUUGAGUCAUAGGGUGGGUUUUGGUUCCAGAUGAUCACCAAAUCCAAAUUACUAACCAGUCAGUGUAAUGGGUAUCUUGAGACGUGUAAACUGAUACAGCAGCUGAGUGUGUGUGUGUGUGUGUGCGUGCGUGUGCGUGCGCGUGCGUGUGUGUGUUCAGCUGAGUGUGAGAAACAGUGUUGAGCAACAGCCUGCCACAAACUUCAGAUUCAAGUCGGUAAAGUAAGUCGAUGAUGUGGUUUGGCUUCAAGGAGAAAGUAAAAAGCAGAAAAACCAAGUGUGUAAGAAGGAAUUGAGCAGUUUUUUUUUUUUUUCUUAGUAACGAAGGAUCAGGUUUUUGCUUCAGAGGUUUAUGGGAUUGUUUUACAGUGUCACACAACCAGCUCAUUAACACAUACCUCAGGUGCACUGAUGUGUGCUUGAAUGUUGCUAUAACUGCAUUAACUAAGACGCGCACUAGAUAACAAAUUAUCCUGUGUGUUUUCUGAAAAGUUUGCUCUUACGUCUUCAGCUGUGACCAGCUCCUUCUCCUCCUCCUCCUCCUCCUCCCGCUGCUGCUGCUGCUGUCCCCUGUCUCUUGCUGACCAUUUAUAGGGCUACACCUCUUGUGAGUCGUCUGGAAAAACAUACUUAAAAUGUGCACAAGCCUAAAAGGCUGCUCCUCACAUGUGAAUGCUCCUUUUUAUCCACACUGUGAUUUACUGUAUAACAAUAAUACAUGUUUUCUGUUCAGGAAAGAAGGGAGUUGUUAUUUCUGCUCAGUGCAUCCAGCCAUUAAAGAUAGCUCAUUUUAAAAGAAAGAAAAAAAAAUCUUGUUUAACCAGGAGCUCACUCUACUCUUUAUUGUGAACAUAUUUGACUCUGUGCCAAUAAUUCUCUCUGUAUAAUUAUAAAAAUAGGUAUGUGAGGUAUAAACGUAUGUUGAGAGCAUGCAUAUCCCGUCAUAUGUGAUGAAAAUUAAUGAUAAAUCGUAAUCUAUUUACGUCAUUUGUACCCUUUGUAUGUAUGAUCAGUACACUUUGAUUUGUUACUACUCCGCUAACUUAAAGUGAGCCUUUUUUUUGUUUAAUUUUUCAUGAGACAUUGUUAACUGUUUUUUUUUUUUUACUGAGGUUUCAAAAGAAAUGCAGAAUUAAGACCCCAGUUUAAAGGCCUACAGAAUAUAUAUUUUUAUUUAUAUAGAGUAUGUAGUUCUUAUUAUGUGGUAUAUCACAUUUCAGUGAGGAAAAGAAGAAUAACCUCUAAUGAUUGUGGUGAUGGUGGAUAGAUGUUUGCAGACCAUUUGGUUCAUUUGCACAUUUUAAGUAGUUCCAGUGUUUACUUGCAUGUGUUGUGACUGUCAGAAAGUCAUUACCUGCCUCAGCCUACUCCUGCUGGAGUUUUAUGUUUCUAAUUGACACAAACAUGUGGUCUACAUGGUUGUAGAGAUGUGUAAUCUCUGUUAAUUUCAACUUUUUUUUUUGUUUAAAAAAGGAAUUAUAUAUUUUUUCUUUUAAGGAAAAAAAAGUAUCAACGUUUUACCUGUGGUUUAUAUUAUAGUUUUGAAAUUCCUUAGGGUUCGAUUCGGGGUUGACAUUUUUCACAACAAAUCCAUGAUUUGAUAAGCGGGUUACAUUUUUAAUAACUUUCUUAUGCUGUGAUGAUUUGCAGAUUAAAUAAACUGGCAUAUACCUUGAUUUA